This is a messenger RNA of Schistocerca piceifrons (Central American locust), 783 nucleotides long. Its product is annotated as igLON family member 5-like. The transcript is spliced from 5 exons. NCBI's taxonomy places the organism in Eukaryota, Metazoa, Arthropoda, Insecta, Orthoptera, Acrididae. The annotation marks the transcript as partial. Gene Ontology annotation, biological process: synapse organization. The record is from RefSeq and is a predicted model, not a curated record. Gene Ontology annotation, cellular component: neuron projection membrane.
GGCGCGUCGGCGGCGGCCGCCGGCAACACGCUGGCCGCGCCCUCCGUCUUCGUCACGAGCAACUCCACCGUCGUGGUCGCCCAGGAGGGCGGCACCGCCACGCUGCCCUGCGUCCUGCGCAAGUUCGCCUCCGGCGUUGUGUCGUGGAUACGACGCAAGGACUACCACCUGCUCACCGUGGGGCUGGCGACGUACAGCAGCGACGAUCGAUUCCUGGUGGUGCACGCGCGGCAUCUGCAAAGCUGGGGCCUGCAGAUAAAAUUUGUGCAGCCACGUGAUGCCGGAUGGUACGAGUGCCAAGUUUCUACGCAUCCACCAACGAGUAUUUUUGUGGAGCUUAAAGUAACAGAGGCGGUGGCGGAGAUUGCCGGAGCUCCGGACCUGCAUCUGCGCAGUGGCAGCGAGCUGCGGCUGAUCUGCAAGUUGAGGCGGGCCACGGAGGCGCCGGUGUUCGUCUUCUGGUACCACGACGACCGCAUGAUCAACUACGACGAGGACCGCGGCGUGGCUGUGAGCAAGGGGCGCGGCGGCAGCCAGCUGCUCAUCCCGAGGGCGGAGCGCACGGACUCCGGCAACUACACGUGCGCGCCCUCCAACGCGAGGGCCGCCAGCAUCACCGUGCACGUGCUCGAAGCAGAGAAGCCGGCACCGAUGCAGCAGGACACGCGCAAGGCGUCGGCGUCGGCGGCGGCCGCGGCCCCGUGGCCGGCGUCGGCGGUCUUCCUGACGCUGCAGCAGCUGCUGCUGCUGUUGAUGACGCUGACCCCGGCGUCGUGGAGCUGA